AUGAAAGUCAAAAUCAAGGAGUGGAAUGCGGUCGCUACAUGGAGAUGGGAUAUUCCAGAAGACGACGUCUGCGGUAUUUGCCAGGUUCACUUUGACGGCACCUGUCCGACGUGCAAAUAUCCCGGUGAUGAUUGUAGCCUCUACUUCAACUUCUCUCACAAGUGUCUGGCAAAUGCGGCCAUAAUUUUCACAUGCACUGCAUCCUCGAAUGGAUCAAGCAAGAUUCCGCCAAGGGACAAUGCCCAAUGUGUCGACAAAAGUUUGAAUGGAACGAACAGCCCGGACAGCACCCUCCAGGUUCUCGGUCUUCAAUAG
Messenger RNA from Pyricularia pennisetigena, 315 nucleotides. RefSeq lists its product as uncharacterized. The transcript is spliced from 4 exons. Gene Ontology annotation, cellular component: nucleus; anaphase-promoting complex. NCBI's taxonomy places the organism in Eukaryota, Fungi, Ascomycota, Sordariomycetes, Magnaporthales, Pyriculariaceae. The coding region runs from base 1 to 315 and encodes 104 amino acids. The record is from RefSeq and is a predicted model, not a curated record. Gene Ontology annotation, biological process: protein ubiquitination; anaphase-promoting complex-dependent catabolic process; positive regulation of mitotic metaphase/anaphase transition. Gene Ontology annotation, molecular function: zinc ion binding; cullin family protein binding; ubiquitin protein ligase activity.